Molecule: messenger RNA, 988 nt
Organism: Scylla paramamosain (green mud crab)
Lineage: Eukaryota; Metazoa; Arthropoda; Malacostraca; Decapoda; Portunidae
Exons: 5
Coding region: 36-491 (151 amino acids)
Source: RefSeq, a predicted model, not a curated record
CUCACACUUGUCACUCGUGUCCUACUAUUGCAACUAUGAAGGUCCAGGUGUGUACAGCCUUGGUGGUGGUGCUGGCGGCGGCGCUGGUCGUGGAAGCCAACCCAGGCACCCUUGCCAUGAAAUUCUGGCUGAACUUCCUCCGUCAAGUCACCUCUGAAGUGUGCGGGGAGGACAUGUGCUUCCCUGAGGGUCGGGAGUGCUUCAAGCUGAUGAAGCCCCUGAACAUCACGGAGGGAACGCUUGAGAGUGUCAGAACCAACCUGACUGAGUGUGCCGGCGACGUGGACUUCAGCGCGCUCGAAAUGGAGGACCUCACACCGAAGAAGGACAUACCCCAGCAUUUUCUCAAUUUUAUGGAAAAGUUCAAAGUGGGUGACACAACCAAGCAGCACGCCCUCCUCCAAUGUUUCAUGGAACGCGGCGGACAACUCCCAACCCUGCUGUCCUGUCUGCGAGAAAUUCAAACUGACGCAGCGACUGGGACUGCAUAAACAUCCCAUUCAUGUGAAAGAUGCAAGACUGAAGGCAACAACAACAAGGAUUACAAACUGAUAUCCACACUCUCUCUCUCUCUCAUUUCUUAUCUACUCAUCAGUGUAUCGUUAUCUAUCCAACAACUACCUGUCUUAUUAAAUACCCAACUGGCUGUACCUUCACGAUUCCCUCCUCGCUCUCGCACCCUUCCCUCCAGUCCUUCCAACAAUAUGUAACUAAUAAGGUAUCAAGGUACCUUAUUAGUUAAACUACAGAGAAUUUACAAUAUAAUGAAUGAAAAGCUGUGCAGAUUAAAGAAGAGGAAAGAUAAAGAGAACACCAACGAAGAUGAAAAGAAAAAUAACAAAGAACAACAACAAUAACAAUCAUCACAAAACUGGAGAAAAAGAAAAUGAUAACAUUUCGCCAUCAACUUAAUACCUAUUUCCAAACUUUUCACGUCUUUUACUUGUAAGUUUUUUUUUUCAGCAAAUAAAACUGGAUCUUUUAAAAA